Molecule: messenger RNA, 1909 nt
Organism: Rosa rugosa (rugosa rose)
Lineage: Eukaryota; Viridiplantae; Streptophyta; Magnoliopsida; Rosales; Rosaceae
Product: probable clathrin assembly protein At4g32285
Exons: 1
Coding region: 84-1439 (451 amino acids)
Biological process (GO): clathrin coat assembly; vesicle budding from membrane; clathrin-dependent endocytosis
Cellular component (GO): clathrin-coated vesicle; clathrin-coated pit
Molecular function (GO): clathrin heavy chain binding; 1-phosphatidylinositol binding; SNARE binding
Source: RefSeq, a predicted model, not a curated record
AUCCCACUUCAUUUGCCUAGAGUCCCUAGACACAUCAUACUAGUUCUACUACUCUUCUUCUUCUGCGCCUCUGUCUCUCGAAAAUGCAGAGGCGAUUCCGGCAAGUCUUCACCGCUCUAAAAGAGCACAGCUCCGUGAGCUACGCCAAGAUCGCCACGGUUGGAGGGUUCUGCAACGUGGAGUUCAUCAUCAUAAAAGCAACAGCUCCGGAUGACUUACCGUUGCCGGAAAAGUACAUUCAAGAACUCUUGAAAAUCUUCUCCAUCUCUCCAUCCACCCUGAGUGACUUCUCACUCAGCUUCUCUCGCCGCUUCGGCAAGACUCGAUGCUGGAGAGUUGCACUCAAGUGCUUGAUCCUCCUCCACCGUCUGCUCCGUGCAGUCCCCGACGACAGUGCGUUUCGGAGUGAGCUCCUUUGGACACGUUCCAUUGGCUUGCUGUCCCUCAACGACUGUCGCUUCCGUGACGAUUCCUCCUCGGCUUCAGCAGACUACACAGCCUUUGUCAGAUCCUAUGCUCAGCUCCUCGACGAAGCUCUUCAUUGCUUUUGCUUGGAUAACGAGGCACCCGAAGAACCACAAAAACAAUAUCAAGAGGAAGGAGAAGAAGGAGAAGGAGAAGAUGAACAAGAGGAAGAAGAUGAUGAACCGCAAUUUCAGAGCUUAUCAACCAAAAUGGAAGAAAUUAGUCGAAUGCUUGAAAUGUUGCCGCAGCUACAAAGCCUAACUGAUCGAGUCAUGGACUGCCGGCCAACUGGGCCGGCAGCUAAAAGCUUCUUGGUCCAAAUGGCCAUGAAACUUCUCAUUCGAGACAGCUUUGUGUUUUACACAAUCUUUAGAAGGGAAAUUGUUAUGGUUCUUGAUAGCCUCUUUCAGAUGCCUUAUCGGAAUUGCAUAUCAGCUUUUGGGAUUUACAAGAAGGCAGCAGUGCAAGCAAAUGACCUUUGUGAAUUCUACGACUGGUGUAAGGCAAUGGGAUUGUGUGGUGCAUAUGAGUAUCCAUUUAUCGAUCGAAUCCCACAUAUUCAAAUCCAUGCUCUAGAGAACUUCCUCCAUGGAAUGUGGCAGUUGACAGAUCAGUCCUCUUCCACGCCGACCUCAUCGUCAUCCUCUUCUUUGGUGGAGUGCUCUAGUGAAACUGUAACGGAGGACGACAGCAUUCUUGUUAGUACAAAAUGGGAGAAACCAUUGAUUCAGUUCGGUGGGGAUCACGAGAACGAAAAGGCCUUAAUUCUGUUUGGGAAAGAUGCGGAGGAGAAGAUGUUGAUUCAGUUUGAAGAAGUGGAGGAGAGCUGGGAGAGCAUUCUGGAAGCUUCCAUCAAUGUCUCACCUUCUUAUCAACAAAACAAUAUGUUGUGCUUGUACAAUCCGAACGUCGUUAAUCCUUUCUAUCACCAUGGAUUUGUUACCACCAACAACGCCAUUCCUUCCUUAAUCUAGCUUAGCUGAACAGUGCAAGGAGUAUCAAUCUCAUAUUCAUGGCAUGGCAUGGAAAAGUUAUGGAAUAAAUUAGCCAUUGAGGGCUACAAUUUAAUUAGAUCAUGUUAGGAAUUACAUUGAAAUAUUAUUUACUUCAUUUUUUCCUAGUGUUGUAUAGGCCCUCAUUAAUUACUUUUUGUGUGAUUAUUCAGGAGGAAAAUGAUCCAAACAGAGUUCAUAGGGUGCCUCAAAAGUUCUGCAUAUUCAAUCAAUUAGAUCUUCAACUUUCUUUCUUUGGUAUUAUCAAUUUAACUUUGUUUUCAAUGGAACUACUUUGUAGAACUCAUGAUCCAAGGCAAGACUUGCUGUGAUUUGUCGGUUUGUGUAAAUCAUAUAUUUAGGCCUAGAUGAAAGAAUGAAAUACUACUACUUUUUAAAUCUUCUGUAGCUUUCUACUUUCCUAUUUGUUAAAUGUAGUUGAUGUUUGUUAA